Messenger RNA from Suillus plorans, 2664 nucleotides. Its product is annotated as P-loop containing nucleoside triphosphate hydrolase protein. Gene Ontology annotation, molecular function: ATP hydrolysis activity; ATP binding. The record is from RefSeq and is a predicted model, not a curated record. The transcript is spliced from 15 exons. NCBI's taxonomy places the organism in Eukaryota, Fungi, Basidiomycota, Agaricomycetes, Boletales, Suillaceae. Bases 60 to 2537 code for a protein of 825 amino acids.
CGGUGACUGACGCGUGUUUUGACGCGACUGUACGGCUCAAAGUCACAUAACUGACUGUCAUGGCAGAUACAUUUGUAGCUACUGGACUGCUUGGGCUCGGGCCAUCGGCCUCGUUGCUAGGCUCCUCAUCCACCACAGAUGGGCUCUCCUCCGUCUUCCUAUCGAAUGGCCUUUUGGGCGGAUUGUGUAUCGCCCCAACUAGUCAUGCACAGCCAGAAGAACGAGCGCAGGAGCUUAAAGGCAUAGAUGAGCCACAGAGUUCCCGCAACACCGUGUCUUCAUCCUCCAGAUCAUUUAUCCCUACGCACAUACGUGCUCCGCUUCGUGCUACGACAUAUGACGGGAAUGCAAUACAUAUAAGGCGAAAGCCGUACGUAGGCACAACACAGAAGACUUCUUCUGCUCCAACUCGAUUAAGCAACCUAUUAGAUGUCCCUAUACACAGACUCAGGGAUGAGCUAUCGGCUGCUACUGCUUCGAAGUUGUCCUUUUCGAAAACCACCACCAGAGCGUCUGAGUCACACAAGCCCUCAAUUCCAGUGCCAGAGGAUACACUCUGGGUUGAUCGAUAUCGCCCUCGAAAAUUCACAGAACUAUUAGGUAAUGAGCGUGUUGCUCGCGAAACAAUGGCUUGGGUAAAGCAAUGGGACUGGUGUGUAUUCGGUAGGAAGAAGAGCAAGAAGAGGCUGCGGGAAGAUGAUGAGAACUAUAACCCUGACGAUGAAUACCACCGUCCACGAGAAAAGCUACUGCUAAUAUCCGGUCCCCCUGGGCUUGGUAAGACGACAUUAGCUCAUGUUGUCGCGAAGCAGGCCGGGUAUGAAGUAAUGGAGAUAAACGCGAGUGAUGCGCGUUCUGUACAGGUCAUCGACGAGCGAAUACGACCGGCGCUGGAAUCAGGGUCUGCAGUCGGGAGUGUAAAACCUGUGUUGCUCAUCAUCGAUGAGAUAGAUGGGGCCACUGGAGGCGGGGAUAAUGCAAGUGGAUUUGUGAACAAGCUGGUUUCGCUCACCUUUGACAAGCCAAAGAACAAACGGAAGAAGAGCGACCAGAAAGACAAGCGUCCACUCCUUCGCCCAAUAAUAUGCAUCUGUAAUGACCAAAAUGCGAAUGCCCUUUCCAAACUCCGUCCUCACGCCCAGCAAAUUCGGUAUACGAGACUUGCUGAUAGUCAUAUUGUCAAGCGUCUCCGCGAGAUUUGCGAGUUGGAGGGAUUGCGCGCUGAUACCAGGGCUCUGAGUACCUUGGUCGGCGUGGCCAAAGGCGAUCUCAGAGGCUGUCUCAAUACUCUGCAGUUCAUCAAGUCUCGCAAUGAUGAGGUGACUGAACCUCUCAUUCGCCGUGCUACAGUGGGCAUGAAGGAGGGGGACACUACCGCGACUUCAGUAAUCAACGAGAUAUUUGCGCCCUUAUCCCGAAAACGUGUCAAGGAGCUUGGCAUGGGCGAAGAAGAAGAGGCACGUUAUGUGAACCGCCUAAGUCAUACAAUUGAAGGAUUGAACAAUCCUGCAAGUAUAGCGAAUGGCUGUUUUGCGCAUUAUAUCAAUUGUCGCCGACACGACGCAAACUUGAACCACUACGAGAAGGCUGGCGAGUGGUUGACGACCUUCGACUCCUUUUCAUCGGUCAUGUAUACAGACGGUGACUUCGCGCUGCAUACAUACCUGUCAUAUUUCCUGGUUCCUUUCCAUCCGCUAUUCCGAGAGCGAGGGGAAAAACGGGUAGAACGAGAUAGUUCGGACUGGGAUAACUUGCAGCUGACGCGCGCAAACGAAGAAAUUUAUAAAUCGUUAGCAAACGGUAUCCGCUCAACUGGUCGGACUGCAGGGGCCAACAGACACCUUGUUACAGGUCAAGUCUUGCCACUCGAAUUUGCACCAUUUAUCAAUCGUAUAAUUUCCCCUCCUUUGCGACCGGUCAACAGUCAAGUGAUAAAGCCACAGGAAAAAGCUUUGCUCUCGCGUUUGGUGGAGAUUAUGGUGUCUUUUGAACUUCGCUUUGUGCAAGAGAAGGCUGAGGAUGGCCAAAAUGUGUAUAGACUUGAUCCUCCAAUCGACGUUUUUGUUACCUACGACGGCAAGCGCGCCGAAGAUAUCGCGGUCUCUCGGUAUGCUGUACGACAGUUGGUCGCCAUUGAGAUUGACGCCGCACUCGUCGCAAAACAAGCAGACGCAGUGGAGAAAGGAAAGGAACAAGCAAAAACCAACUUUUUCAAAACAUCAAGGAAGGAUGUCACGGCAUAUGUCAACGAAGCUCCUGAGCCCAUAGAAGUCAUAGAAGGCAACAAUGAACUGCGCCGCAUGGAUGCCUCAUCUGAGCCAGGCCCUGAAAACAAACGAGCACGCACUUCCGAGAAAGUGGACAUUGCAGACAAGCCGCCUGUGGACUUCUUUGGAAGGCCGAUCGCUAUGAAGAAAGAUUCAAGGAGGUCACUGACGUCGAAAAAGGUAGUCCCUGAUUUUCGCAUUGCAUAUAAGCAUCUGGAAGGAAACUCGGCGGCUGUCCGUCGGCCGACGAAGGUUUCAUCGUUUCUUUGAUCAACUCCGCAGUUGUUGUACCAGAUAGGAUCAUCCAUCGCACACAGGACACCUUUAUUUUGUACAAGUAAUAUAUCAUAACAUCCCCCAAAACCCCAAAAUUACAGCAAACGUACCAAACAAUACA